AUGGCUUCAUCUACUCGCAUUUUCUCAUUUGGCUUAGGCAUGUCACCUAGUCGUGCACUUGUUAAAGGUCUUGCUCGAGCGACGAAUGGUCGAUUUGUUUUCAUUCCACCAAAUAGUAGAGUUGAUACAUACGUCAAGGAACAAUUGCGAAGAGCUUUACAACCAAGUAUUACCAAUAUUGAAGUGAAAUGGAAUUUUGGUGACAUUGAUGUACAUACUGCACCUACACAAUUGCCUACUGUCUAUGCUAAUGAUCGUUUGAUUAUUUAUGGUCUCAUGGAUAAUAUCAGUGCUUUAUCAUCAGAUAUUCAUCCUUCUGUAGAACUCUAUACGAAAGAAGAUCAUCAUCGAUUAGGUGAGGCAAGAAUUGAACGAAUAACCAGUACAGAUAACACAGGAUCGAUUGUCCGUCUUGCCGCUAAAGCCCUUAUUCUCGAGCUACAGCAUACUAAGAAGGUAUCAACAGGCUCGUUACAAUCAUGUUUUCAAGACGAAACAGACUUAACAGAGAGGACGACAGAAAUAGAAGAAACAAUGAAGAAACGCAUUAUUGAACUCUCCUUAAACUACAGCAUUUUGACGCCAUAUGCAGCAUUUGUGGGUAUUGAGAAGCGAGUAAACGGAAGUAAUAAUGACAUGACUCUUCGUGAAGUACCAAUUCAAAUAUCAGCCGAUGAUCAUCAUUUGAUAUCGUCGCCGUCUUUACGCUACUUUAACAAUGGACAACGUCAGACACUUUCAUAUUUGACUAUUCUUGCUUGUUCCUUUCUUUAUCUUGCUUUCUUUUUCACAGCAUAA
Molecule: messenger RNA, 798 nt
Organism: Rotaria sp. Silwood2
Lineage: Eukaryota; Metazoa; Rotifera; Eurotatoria; Philodinida; Philodinidae
Source: the annotation of a GenBank genome assembly